Messenger RNA from Drosophila serrata, 722 nucleotides. It is a transcript of the gene tut, whose product is annotated as tumorous testis. The record is from RefSeq and is a predicted model, not a curated record. Lineage: Eukaryota; Metazoa; Arthropoda; Insecta; Diptera; Drosophilidae. Gene Ontology annotation, molecular function: RNA binding.
CGGAAUUUAUUUCUUCGCCUGUAAAUGGAUUUCGAGAGCAAGUACCACAAAAGCCAAGUGAAUGGAACCAUUUAUAUUACCACACGCCAGGUGCUGGCCAAGGACGUGCAAGAAUCACUGGAUUUGGGAGCCGGUGAGCUUUUUCUCAAAUACAUACACAAGAACAUUUCGCCAGAGAUGAUUAUAGAUAUAGCCAGCGAACUGGGCGAGAUCUAUGCCCUGCGAUACAAGAUCGAUUUUAGUGGUGAAAGCCGCGGGUUUGCCUAUCUCCAAUACAUCGAUAAGAAUAUCAAGUACAAGGCCCUGAAUCAGCUAUCACAGAAAUUCAUUAACAAAAACUUGGACAUUCGCGUUUUUAAUUCAAUCAAUGCCCGGGAGCUGCUCCUCGAACGGGUUAAGGCUUUCAAUCCCAUUCAGGUGUACCAUGAAAUGCGCAAACUCUCACCAUUCAUUAUGAUGCGUGUCUUUGAGCACCGACCCCAACGAUUCUUCUAUAUCUUUGAAUAUCAGAACAAUGAGGCGGCCGCCAGUGCCCAUCGCGAUGUGCGAAACAUUAUCCGGAUGUUUGGCCCUCAGGCGUACAUCUCUUGGCUGGACAGAUGUCAUCCGGUGAGCAGCCGGUAUGGCAAAUCCAACUGCUGCCAGGAACUGGACCUACAGCUCCAGCUGCCCGAUCCAAGCAAGUGCAAUUGUUUUAGAUUUAAGGGGAAUUAAAAGGGAGA